Molecule: messenger RNA, 3726 nt
Organism: Centropristis striata (black sea bass)
Lineage: Eukaryota; Metazoa; Chordata; Actinopteri; Perciformes; Serranidae
Product: zinc finger protein 436-like
Exons: 12
Coding region: 248-2113 (621 amino acids)
Biological process (GO): regulation of transcription by RNA polymerase II
Molecular function (GO): RNA polymerase II cis-regulatory region sequence-specific DNA binding; DNA-binding transcription factor activity
Source: RefSeq, a predicted model, not a curated record
ACCGCAAUAAAAUAAGACGAAGAAGAACCCUGGACCUAGCUGGCUAGUUCUCUACUAGCGUCUGUUUUUGUAGUAUCGCUGCGUGUGAAAAUACAUAAAAUAUUUUUUUUAAUAUGCGCUGUGGUGAUGCUGACACUCGGAGAUACAGAAAAAUGUAGCCUGUGAUGGGAGGGCGUUCUAGUUGGCUGUUCUACAAACGCAGAUGUGUGUGCAUGUCCCUCCCUUCAGACGGUGAAAGCCUGAUUCAAUGGCGGAAAAUCCUUCAACAAAAGUUGCCAUUCCAGCCUUGGCAAAGACUGCCUACACUGCAAAGCAAGCCAAGAGAAGGAAGACGGUCUCACUGAAAAGAGAAGCUAAAAGAGAGUCUGACAAUAAACGCAAUAAAACACGUAUCAACAUCGGAGAAGCCUUUCAGAGAUGGAGAGAUCUCCGUGAUUGCAUCGGUCUUAAGUUGGAUUCUGAGCUCGCCAUUCUUCUCCUGGACAGUUAUGAGAAGAUUAGGGAUAUGUCUACCCCGCAGAAGGUCAGACAGGUAGCCAGACUACCAGACUCAGCAGCAUCUUGCAUUUCUGCUGGAUCUCUCUCUGACCGAGAUGAUGAAUUCUCUGUUACACUUGAUGAAGAUCUGGAUUCCAACAGCAAUGAAGAUUCAGCACUUGAUGCAAGCAAUGACUGGCCAGAGGACACCUUGUCCCCCACUGAAGAGGCAGAAUCUGACUCGUCUUUGGAGGAGGACUGGGAAGUCGACAGUGAGGACAGUGCUGACGACUGCACCACCCCUUUGUGUGUUCGAACUCGUGGUGCUCUUCGCUCUAGCGUUUCCUUGGAUGUUCUUCCACAUGUCAGUGCGGAGGACACUGUGCGUGAUGCCUCAGAUGUGGGUCCAACUGGCACAGAUGCACCUGAGGCACUUGAGAUGCCUGAGAAGCUCGAGGCCCUGAAUGAAAACGAGGUCAUUGGCCAAUCAGCCUCUAUUGCCAAUCAUAUGAACUUCAAGCUGCUGGCUGAGAUGCUUCCCAUCCCCAUAUGCACUCCCAAGGACCCUGUUACCUCUGCUGAGUGCCAAGCACCUGGACCACGCCAGGACCAGCUGAAAGAAGAGGACGAUAUGCACGAAUGGUUAGCUGAAGACAAGGAAACUGCAGAAGCUCCGGGUGCAGUGGAGACGGGCAGUGCUCCUAUCAGCUCAGAUACUUUGCUUUUGGAGCGAAAGUCUGCUGAAGAAAUUGUAAGAGGGCCAGAACCUGAACACAGCAGCUCCCAUGAACAGUCUCAGAAAAAGCCAUCUGAGGGGCCAAAACAAUGCCAGGGGCCUCGCAGACUAAAGAAGACCUACGACUGUCCGACCUGCAGGAAAGGUUUCUCCCACAACGCCGAUCUGAAGCGACACCUUGUGAUUCACUCAGGAAAAAGACCAUACAAGUGCUUCAUAUGUGGACGAGGAUUCACGCAGAGUGGAAAUCUUAAAACACACAUGAAAGUUCACAAAGAAGAGUUACCAGUUUGGACAUUAGUUAAAGAGAAGAGUCCCCCUAAAGAAUCUCCUGUAACAGUUAAUGUGUGUGGAGAGUGCGGCAUGGACUUCCCUCAGAAACAACAGCUGGAGGAACACCGCCAGAGCCACAAAAAGCCUUACGCCUGUCCUGUAUGUGGCAAGACAUUCAAACAUGAAAAUUAUUUAAAGAUACAUCACCGCAUCCAUUCAGGAGAUUCACCUUUCCUGUGUUCAGAGUGCGGAAAGAGUUGUGUCACAGCGGGUGCGCUCAAACAACACGAGUGGACACACACUGGAGAAAAGAAUUACCACUGUGAUCAGUGUGGAAAGGCAUUUUCACAGUCCUCCCACCUUAAGGUGCACCUCAAGACUCACACCGGAGAGCGGCCUCACCUCUGCUCAAUCUGCGGUAAAAGUUACUCCAAGGCAUGCGGUCUGAAAGUUCACCUGCGAGUUCACACCGGAGAGAAACCAUAUAAUUGUGAGAAAUGUGGCAAGUGCUUCUAUUACUUGCAAAAUUAUCAAAAGCAUCUAAAGAUUCACAACAAAAAGCCAAAACCUCCAACAAAACCGUUGGGGAGACCAAAACAACAGCUGUUAGAUGCAAAUGAUCAAUAAUGUCACCUGGGACUUCAUCACAGUCUGAGAAGAUACUGGAAAAGUAAAUAUAUUAGUUUUAUUUGUUUGCCCAUCUGUUACUAUGUGAAAUAAAACAUCUGUCAAGGGACUCAAGUGAUUGCUUAAGCAAUAUGAUAGUUAUCACAUGUAGAUGGUGGCAAAUAAAUCAAGAUAUUGUAAAUGAUUUUUACCAUGGACAUGUUUUCGGUUUAAUUUAUUUGCUUGUUUGUCAGCAGGAUUAUGGUACAUGCACAGCAGAUGGUAACUAAAACAUCCAACGUUCUGUUACAAAUUAACUGGAUCAGGAGCACAUUAAAGAGAGCUGUCCUGCGGCCCUCCUGGCUUUCUGGGACUUCCUCUGUAUCAUCAUCAUCCUCUGAACUCGGACUCACUACACCCCCAACACAUCACAGAACAUGGACCUGAGCAAGAAAAGUGCACGUGCAAAUCACCAUAAAAAAGACAAGCCUGAAACACAGGACCAGGAUCGAAGUACAGAACCUGUAGGAGAAACUUUAAUAAAACCAGAACCUGAACACAGAAGCUCUCAUGAACAGCCUCAGGAAAAUAAGUCAGAGGAGCCAAAACAAUGCCAGGAGCCUCGCAGACCCAAGAAGACCCACGACUGUCCGACCUGCGGGAAAGGUUUCUCCCACAACGCUGCUUUGAAACGACACCUUGUGAUUCACUCAGGGAAAAGACCUUACAAGUGCUUCAUAUGUGGACGAGGAUUCACGCAGGAUGGAAACCUCAAAACACACAUGAAAGUUCACAAAGGAGAGUUGCCAGUUUGGACAUUAGUUCAAGAGAAGAGUCCCUCUAAAGAAUCUCCUGCAACAGUUCACGUGUGUGGAGAGUGCGGCAUGGACUUCCCUCAGAAACAACAGCUGGAGGAACACCGUGACAGUCACAAAAAGCCUUACGCCUGUCCUGACUGUGGCAAGACAUUCAAACAUGAAAAUUAUUUUAAAAUUCAUCAGCGCAUUCACUCCGGAGAUUCACCUUUCAUUUGUUCAGAGUGCGGAAAGAGCUUUCUCACAGCAGGCUCGCUUAAAAAACACGAGAUGACGCACACUGGACAGAAGAAUUUCCACUGCGAUCAGUGCGGUAAGGGGUUUUCACAGUCCUCCAACUUCAAGGGGCAUCUCAAGACUCACACCGGAGAGCGGCCUCACCUCUGCUCAAUCUGUGGCAAAAGUUACUCCAGAGCGUCUGUUCUGAAAGUUCACCUGCGAGUUCACACCGGAGAGAAACCGUACGCUUGUGAGAAAUGUGGCAAGUGCUUCUAUUACUAUCAAGGUUAUCGGACACAUCUGAAGAUUCACGACAAGAAACCAAAACCUCCAACAAAACCGCUCGGGAGACCAAAACAACAGCUGUUAGAUGCAAAUGAUCAAUAAUGUCACAUGUUACAAUAAUCUGUGAGGAUAUAGUAAAUAUAUUAUGGUUUGCCCUUCUGAAUGAAAUAAAAUAUCUUUUAUGUUGCUAAAGUGACGAUGUGAUAAUAAUCACAUGUGGUAUACAGUGUACAGUCGGCUCCUUUUGUGAUGUUCAUGUAUUGUACUAUAUUAGCACCUAAGGGAAUAAAUCACAACAUUUGACUCAUAAAUUAU